AAUCUGAAAUAAAUAAGGGAUCAAAGAAUAUAAUUUUUAUAUAAAAUUUAUCUACGAGCAUGUGUUUCAACUAUAAGUCCAAUAAUAACGAUUUUUUUCAUCCCCUCUUAGUGAUUUAGUAUCCCUUCUAAAAUUACCCCUCGAAAAAUUUACCAAGUGGUGGUUGACUAGUUGUAUCAAAUUUUUCAUCUAAAGAAAAAUCGAAAAAUCUACAGUAACACGUUGAGCUGACGUCAUAAUACUUUGUAAAAGAGGAGAGAAAAAAAUAAAAUAAAAAAAUAAAAUUUCGAUCUCACUGUUUAAUGUGUUCUCUGCGCUGUCGCCAAAUAAAAAAAAUAAAAAAACAUGGACGUUAUUAUCAAUAGCAUCAAGCUCAACAUUCUAUAAUCAUAUUAGACAACACCAUCAAGUAUUACUAUUUAUUUAUAAUUUUAACUUAAUUAUUAAAUAAUCAUAGCUCGACGUAAAUAUCAUCACUUUGUUUCGAAAUUAAAUUAAAUUUAUUUAUUACUAUCAAAUAAUAAUUAUAUAUUAAAUAUUAAUUGUUGGCAAUGAUUAUUUUUUAUUAUUAUUGUUAAAUUUUUUACUUGAAAAAAAAACAUUGAGUUAUUUUUUUAACGUUUCUAUCUUAGACAAAUUUUUGAAAUAUUUAUUUUAGCAAGUUUAGUUGUUGUCGUGAGUGUCGUUGGGUGUGGGAGCGGAUGUUUAUUUAAUAACAAUAAUAAAUAUUAAUAAUUAAGUGCAUAAUGGGUAAAUCAUCAAUUGUUUUAAAGUCAUUAUCUAUUUUACUUGGUAUUUUUUUUAUAUUUGUGGGAACAACCAAGGUGACUCCCCAAUUGAGUCAAGAACUUCACAAAGAUUUGCGUAAAGAGUAUGUCAAAUAUACAAAAGUAUUUCCAUUAUCAGAAUUACUUAAUUUUAAAAUACCAAGCAAAUGGUACAGACGUACUGUUGGAUCAUUGGAGAUAAUUUGUGGUUUGGCUAUGGCAACAAUACCAAAUAGAAUUGUUAAAAAUACAUCAAAUGCUAUUUUAUUGUUGUUGAUGCUAAUGGCAGUUUAUUCACAUUAUCAAGUCAGUGAUAAACUUGAACGUACAGCACCAGCAUUGGUAUUCUUGUUUAUGCUGUCAGGAAGACUUGUUAUUGAUUAUCAAUUAAAUCGUCAAGCUAAAGAAGCAGUUACAGCAAAUGGAGUUGAUGAUAAAGCCAAAAAACAAGACUGAACAAAAUUUAAUUUAAAUAAAAUAUUAUAAAUUAAUAACUAAAAUAAUUAGUUAAUGAAAAUAAUAUAACAAUUAAUAGUCAUUAUUUAUAGCUUAUUUAUUAAAUUUAGAUUUUAAAAAAAAUAUAUAUUCAUAAGCAAUAUAAGCACACUGUUUUUUUAGAUAAUUUUUUGAGCAGAUUGCCAAGUAAUGUGAGAGUAAAUUAUUAAUUUUUUUUUUUUUUAAAUAGUUACUUUGAAAAAUUAGCUAGUAUUAAUAAAUAAAUUAGAAGAAUUUUAAGUUGAUGAAAAAAGAGCAUUAAGUAACUGCCAUAAUUAAAAUUAGAAAUAUUUAAAUGUGUAUAUAAUAUUUACAAAGAAAAAAAAAACUAGUCACAUGCAGAAAAAAAUAAUAUAAGUAACUACGAGGGAUUGAUUUUAGCUGAUAAAUUUAACUAAAAAAUUUUUGAAAUAAAUUUACUAAAAUUCACGUAAAUAAAAUAGGAAUGUUUUUAAAAAUUUACAAAACAAAUAAAAAAUAAUGUAAAACCUGAAUAUAAAUAAAUAUGAUUAUAAAUAAUUAUCAACUAUUUGAUAUAAUAAUUUUUUUGUGAAAAAACAAUUGGUAAGUAUUUUAAUAAAUAAACUUUCAACAUUAUUACAUGGACAGAUUUUUAAUGUAUUAAUUAUCAUUGAUAAAACAUAUAAUUAUUAAUAUUAUUAAUUGAGUUUUUAAUUUCUAUCAACAAUCAGAAAAUUACUUUUUAAUAUAUAUUUUUGUUUUUUUUAUUUUGCAUUUGUAAAAAAAAAAAAAGAAGCAUAUCAAUUUAUAUUUAACAGUACUAUUUUUUAUACAGUAGAAAUUACAUUCAUAUUUUUUUAAGAAAAUAUUAUGCUUUAAAAUUAAUAUAAUGAAAUUCAUGUGUUGCAUUUUCUUCAUUUUUUCUUAACCAGAAUCUUGACCAGUUGUUAAAAGAUGUAAUGCUUUACGAAGAUUAUCAACAGCAGUUGGAAUGUCAUCAUAGUUGAUAGCACUACCUGCCCAU
Molecule: messenger RNA, 2247 nt
Organism: Aphidius gifuensis
Lineage: Eukaryota; Metazoa; Arthropoda; Insecta; Hymenoptera; Braconidae
Product: novel acetylcholine receptor chaperone
Exons: 4
Coding region: 747-1223 (158 amino acids)
Biological process (GO): chaperone-mediated protein complex assembly; positive regulation of protein localization to cell surface
Cellular component (GO): endoplasmic reticulum
Source: RefSeq, a predicted model, not a curated record